Agrilus planipennis (emerald ash borer) is the source of this 5883-nucleotide messenger RNA. It is a transcript of the gene wnd, whose product is annotated as mitogen-activated protein kinase kinase kinase 13. NCBI's taxonomy places the organism in Eukaryota, Metazoa, Arthropoda, Insecta, Coleoptera, Buprestidae. The record is from RefSeq and is a predicted model, not a curated record. Gene Ontology annotation, molecular function: JUN kinase kinase kinase activity; ATP binding. The transcript is spliced from 9 exons. Bases 221 to 2878 code for a protein of 885 amino acids. Gene Ontology annotation, biological process: protein autophosphorylation.
CGCAACAAUGAAAAAUUAAACACGGGUUGGAAAACAGUGAAAAUGGUGUUUACGUGAAUAGCGAAAGAUUUUAAUAAGUGUUCUUGUUAGUGUUGUGCUUUUUUUGUUUGUUUCUUAAAGUGCAAUUAUGGCAGCAGUGCAUCGCCCCCUGGUUUAGUGAACCUGUUCUGGUGUAUUGCACGGAUGGGAUACUUACCUUCUACUUGAUUCACCUGACAGAAUGCAUACUCCAGAGGGAACUUUGGAGAGGGGUCAGGCACCACCUCUUCCUCCUCCUUAUACUGCUCCCGGGCACCUUGUCCAAGAAAAACCUGCCGGCGACCACAGCUUGCAGGUGGACAUGUCUCACGUUAUGUCACUGCCAGGGCAGGAUCAAUGUGAUAAUAUUACUAACAGUAUGAUAUGCAUCCAGGAUAGAUUAGGUCAAAUUAACAUUCAUCAUCAAGUUCACAACGACUCUCAAAAGAUUGCUAUAAGUGUGCCAGAUGGGGCUAUAUGCAAUAACAAUGACAGUUCCCCAGAAACUCCUCAGGUACCUUACAACAAGCAGGGAUGGAUGGAGGGAAUAUUUGGCUGUCUCAGACCAGUUUUGUCCAUCAUUGGAAAGGCCAACGCCAAUGAAAUCAAAGGAAACCAAGAUGAUUGGGAAAUUCCAUUUGAAUUAAUAACCGAUUUGAAGUGGUUGGGUUGUGGAGGGCAAGGUAUAGUGUUUUACGGGACACUUAAUAAUGAACCUGUGGCAGUAAAGAAGGUUUCGGACAUAAAAGAGACAGAUAUACGAAAUUUGCGCAAACUCAACCAUCCCAAUAUUAUUAAGUUCAAAGGCGUGUGCACGCAACCUCCUUGCUUCUGUAUAGUAAUGGAAUAUUGCCCAUAUGGACCUUUAUACGAUCUUCUCAGGAAACAGGACAAAUCCGUCACACCAAUUAGAAUAGUUAGUUGGGCAAAACAGAUUGCUAGUGGAAUGCAGUAUUUACAUUCCCAUAAAAUUAUACACAGGGACCUCAAAAGCCCAAAUGUUUUAAUAGGGGAAAAUGAGGUGAUAAAAAUAAGUGAUUUUGGAACUUCGAGGAUGUGGAACGAGGUCAGUACUAAGAUGAGUUUUGCGGGCACAGUGGCUUGGAUGGCGCCUGAAGCCAUUCAAGAGCAAGCUUGUUCAGAAAAAAUUGAUAUCUGGUCAUUUGGAGUUGUCUUGUGGGAACUGCUAACUUGCGAGACCCCCUAUAAAGAUAUGGAACAAAGUGCCAUAAUGUAUCUAGUUGGUUGUGGAAAACUUAACCCUCCUAUACCAACGACAUGUCCGGAAGGAUUUAAAUUGAUUAUGCAAAUGUGUUGGAAGUUUAAUCCUAAAGAUAGACCGUCGUUUAAGCUUAUUUGUAAUCACUUGGAAAUUGCAUCAGUAGAGAUAUUGAGUAGUUACAAAGACAAGCAGUUCUUCAAGACACAGGAGAGUUGGAAAGAAGAAAUUAAAACUCAGAUAACACAUUUCAAGAUGAAUCUUCAAAAGAGAAGACAGGAAUGUUAUUUGAAAGAAGAACAGUUAGUUAAGAAACGAGAAAAUGAAUUGAAGCAUAUACGCGAUAUUAAGGAAUUGUAUGAUAGAAAGCUGGAAAGAGUUAAUCAAAUGUAUCUCGAGUUAUCUGUCGUUUUACUCCAAUUGGAUCAACAAAAACAGGAAUGCAGGAAAAGAGAAAUGAUGCAAAACAAACGCAGAUUAAUUCAUCCUUUUAUGAAAAAAUUAGAGAAGAGAAGAGGAAGUCAACACAGUACCACACCCACCAGUCCAGAAUACAGUCUUACAAGCCCUGAUAGUCCACAAACAGUUCAGUCUAAAUCUCCAUUAUACAAUACCGCCGUAUCAUCUUCAAGUACGGUAGACCCAGCGGCUCCCAUUCAUGGACAAAAUGCUACACGACCUUUUCGCAAAAGACAUCACAGAUCGAAUUCAGGAUCACCAAGAACAUCCGGGUGCUCGCGGUCGUCUAGUAAUCGUAUGUCUGUUCUUGUUGAUACAGAAACUCAGACAGAAUGUAUGGAUAUAAGUGAGACUGAUAUGAGUCCAAGCAGUAAUACCACAGCAAGUACUAUUCCUCUUAGUCUAUCGAGAUCAUGCCAACCUCAACGAGUUAUUCUACGAGAGUUUAAAGAUGGUUCAGAUGAAGGUGAUGCUUACAAUGGGAAUACAGUACAAAUAUGUUAUUUGUCGGAACAAGAUCACCAAUUAUCUCGUGAAUUUAUCUCUAUAACUCAUUCUGGAACUCCCUGUUCCGAGUUCCUCGACGAACCGAAUGACGAUGUCAAUCGAAAUCCACACCAUAAAGGUAUUCGCGACAGUGAUGAUGAUCAUCUAGAGACAAUAGGAAGAAAAGUUUCUGAAAUAAUAACGAUCACCAAUGGAAAUAUUCUAACAGAUACGCGAUCAUUAGAAAAUGGAAAUGUAUCGGAUAAUAUAGACGGCGUACUAAAAAAGAGGCGAUGCUCAGAAACCAAGGAGUUGGAGAGUGCUGAGGAUGCCACUAACGAUAGUCUUACUGAUGAAGAAGGCGAAGAUGGACAGUAUGAUCAUUCGCUACGUAGAAGAAGCUUGGCCCGAAGACCUAUAUAUCCCGGAAGACGUUCCAAUAGGUUUAAAUACAUCAACCAAUAUCAAAGAGAACCUAACCAGUCGGACGAAGGUAACACGUCAGAAUACUCAAAUCCUCCGUCGAGCAAAAGUUCGACGUUAGAGUCUAAACCUGACACUAGGACUCAAUCGACAAAAAGGCCAAGCGAAAGGUCCGAUGGGUCAGCAACGGACAGUGACGACUCUGAUGAAAAUAUUACCGUUGCUACGGAAGUCUGCUACGAAGUUGGCAGUAAACUUGAGAGCGUAGUCUGAUCUUAGUUAUAGUUAAUUUGAUUCAUCGUUGUUCGGUUCAUGAUCCUCUUCGUUGAUGGCUGCAUUCUAUUUUGAAUUCAUGAUAUAUGUGGAAAAUCCAAAAUUCUUCGAAGGAUGAAAAUAGGUAAAUAUUUUUUAGUUUAUUUGAUAAAGGCAUUCUUAAUUGUUGUUUAUCCUAAGUUUUUUUAAUAUCUUAUGCUUACAUUGUUUGUGUGGUGAAACUGGAAAAUAAUUUGAAAAAAGUAACAGAUAUUCUCGAUUUUGCCAAAAAAAUUGAAAAAUCUUUAAAAAAGUAUUCAUUAAUUAUAUCGGUUCCCAUGACGGAAAAAGGACAAAAUGAAUUUUUUGAGUUUUUACAUCACAUUUUUGUAUAUAUUUUUAAGUUGAAUAAGAAUAGAAUGUGGCCUGUGUUAUUUUUUCUUUGUGAUUUCCAUGAGAUUAUCUAUAAGUUCGCUGUGUCCUGCAUUACAUUCCUACAUACUUUGUGCAUUCAAGGUCCUAAUAAUAUGGUAAAUGUUUUUCUUGAAAGUCAGCUGUGAAUUUUGAAAGAACAGUUAUUAAAUUUUCUGAAGUAUUAAUAGCAAAAUUUUAAAUUACCAGAUGUUUUUAUUUUCUAGUUGAAUUUUGAAUGAUUUAAAACAUUUAACUAUUUUAAGAACGUUUUGAAUUUACAAUUGCAAAAAAAUUAUUAUUUACCAAUAUUUUUUAAUCCUUUUUGUAUUAUGUGUCUUUUUACAACUGUAAAGUUGAAUUAAAAUCUGCAUGCUUCUAUUUUAUGUUACGGUCUUGUUAGUUUAAGGUGUUUUCGUGGCAGUAUUUUAUUAAGUUUUAAUGUGCUAAAAACAUACUUUUGUUUCGUUAAGUCUAAUUCAAAAUGUUUUAAAUUUUAUUCAAAAAUUGACUAUUUCAGAAUUUUACGGUGCAAGCCGUGCUGAAUGCUUAUAUUCGAUAACAUCGGUGUAAAAUUGAUGAAAUUAGAAUUUCAAGUAAUCUCUGAUUAAUAAAAAUAAUUAUAAAUAAUAUUGUGAAAAUUCUUAGAAGAUAAGUAACUUGUUCAAAUCGAGAAAAUAUUCUUAUACUUCAUGGUAUUAGUAAAAUGUAAAAGAUUUUUGGUUGUGCGUGUUCGAAGCAAAUUUGAAGCUCAAUGUUUAACUAAUAUUAAGGACAAUGUAUAUACAUGUGUGAUGCUUUUUUAGUAUUUAUUAUUUACUACUUAUAACAAAGUAGCGUUGAUAUUAUAUAUUUUAGAUCCUAUUGAUGAUAAUCGAAGCCGUCAUAACAAAACAUUCCAUUUUUAUUUAGUUAAAAGAUAAUACAGUUAAGAGAAUUGUAUAGUUUCUGUGAAAAUAUGCAUGCCUUCGAAAUAUUGCCUUCACUUUAUAUCAGUGCAAAAAGAGUUGCCCCCAUGAAGUUUGAACAUAUAAGUAGGUACAACUUUUAAUAAACACUCAAAAACUGAAGAAACCGUAAUUAUUAAAAAUAUUGAGUGUGAGAUUCCAUUUUUGUUUUAAUUUUAACUCAAACUGAUUGUCGAGACAAACUAUUAAAUGGUUAAUAAGAUGAUGACUAUCAAAUACAGCUGGUACAAAUUUUCAUUCAUUAUCAUGGGUUCAUGGAGUCUUUAAUCCAAAGACUAGUUGAACAAGCGUUUACACCUUAUUCCUGAAAAUAGGAACAUUCCACAUCCUUACGCAAAUAGUAAUCUAAUCUAAGUUUUUCUCAAUCCCAUUUUAUUGAUGUUUCUGCUUUUGAUAUGUCUUUUAGUUCCUCAUGUCUCAAGUGUCCUACCAUCAUAUCUUUCCUCUUUGUUCUUUAUUUAUUUCAAUAUCUUUCCAUUUCUAACAUUGUCUUUUCCAUCACGCUCCUGUACACAUUUCGCAUUCUUAUAGAGCCGUACAUCGAACGUUGUCAAGUGUAUGAUUUUUUAGAAUUUCAAAAUUAACUGUUCCAGAGCACAUACGUUAAAAACAACUCAAUCCUGCACUAUUCUUUGUUUUAUGUCUUUCCUCAUUUUUUUUUUCUUGACUUAUCAAAGCUCCUGGAUAUCGAAAAUCGACGACUUCAAGUUUUUCUAAUUUUCAUUCAAAUUAUACCAAAUUUAAAUGGCGGUAAGUUAAAAUAAUUUACAUAAUUUUAUUUUCGGAAAGUAAAAAUUUCGUUAUUAAAUUAAUUCGGCUCAAUAAGAAAUCCUUUAAUCUUAAUUCGUGGUUGUGAUAGCAAAAUCCAUAUACGUAGUUCUAUUUCAAGAAUUGAAUUAUGUACAUAAGUUUGAGUCGACAUGGAUAAAAUCAUACUACAAUUUAUUCUUGUGCUAGAAAAUUUGAUGCUACUCUCAUAACUCCUUUUUAUAUUUAAUUUUCAUUUCACCCAAGGAUAAAAUAUUUUCAAACGAAAUAACAAGACGGCAAGCCAUAUUAAUUAUAUUUUUUAUGCCAUAACUCUUAUUCACAAGUAUUUGUCAAGUUUAUUUUAAAUGUUGCUUCAGAAUAGUUUUUUGCUAUAUCUACAAUACAUAUGGUAAACGUACUUAAUUUAUAUUUUUUACAAUUACUUGAUGAAGGGUGCAUGAUGAUGUUCUUUACCUUGUGAAAUUGAAAGAAUAGUUACAAUUUUUGCACUGAUAUACCUAAUAAUUACUUAAUAGAAAAAUAAGGUUGCUUCACGUUAAAUGUGUAGAUAUAAAAAGAGAAAAAUGUACCUUUCGUAUUUUUGAUGUACUUAAACGAUUUAAAACAUUCUCAUUCCUUAAGUAGAUAGUAAGUUAACAAUAGUAGGUAAAUUAAUAGAAUAAGAAUGCGAAGUUGUAAACCAUUUUUGAUUUUUACUUGCCUAAUAGUGUAGUAGACAAAGCUACAUAUGUAUUAACUAUUGUGGCAUGCAAUGUAGUUAUUUACUUUUUAUACGAUAUUAUUGUUGAAUCAUUUUGUACUGUUUCUUUGUUUUUUUUUUCAUAAUACAUAUGUACAAAUUCUCGUAAAGUACAAUACAAACACGUAUUAAUAUAA